This is a messenger RNA of Ylistrum balloti, 5281 nucleotides long. Its product is annotated as probable E3 ubiquitin-protein ligase IRF2BPL. Gene Ontology annotation, cellular component: nucleus. Bases 313 to 2184 code for a protein of 623 amino acids. Lineage: Eukaryota; Metazoa; Mollusca; Bivalvia; Pectinida; Pectinidae. Gene Ontology annotation, biological process: regulation of transcription by RNA polymerase II. The record is from RefSeq and is a predicted model, not a curated record. Gene Ontology annotation, molecular function: transcription corepressor activity. The transcript has a single exon.
CCUGGUGAUUGAGAUAUCGAAUAGCGCUGUAAUUCAGCUGGGUCGGUUGCGUGAUUGCUUUGAGCUCUGUGCAAACGUGAAUAUCAACACACACACACGUACACAACACACACGGAGGUCGAUCGAGUUUACAAAUACAAACGCAUGCGCAGACAGCCCUUACAUAUCGUAUAUUUUCAAGUGGAUGGCGGUAGUGUGACUCGGUUAUGAAUCAAUUCAAGGCGUAUCGGGAAUAUUUGUGCUUCUACUACACGUCUAACGUGAAGUUUGGUUAUAUGUGCGGCUGACUGUGAGAGGCGUACGUUCGGCACCAUGUCAAUGCCGCACAGGGCGCCCCGACAACAGUGUUACCUAUGUGACUUGCCUAGAAUGCCCUGGGCGAUGGUCCAUGAUUUUACUGAACCUGUGUGCCGUGGUUGCGUCAAUUAUGAAGGAGCAGAUCGUAUUGAAAUGGUCCUUGAUGCUGCACGACAAAUGAAAAGAUCACAUGGAUUUCAUGAAUCGAGACCAUCAUUAAAGACACAUCAGCCUCAUGGGAAUUUAUCAUCCAACAGAAAUUCAUCAGAACAUGGACCUAUGGAACCUCCGAGACCACUUCCGGGCCAAAUCGAAAGGUAUGAAAAUAGAAAUAGAAACAUUAUUGGUGAUUACAGUGCAUCUCCUCAGAGACUUACAAAUGGUAUUCCACCCUCAGGGCCUAACGGGGUUCAUGGGAGAGGUGAGGACUCUGGUCCUGACCAUCAUAGGACCCCAGCUAUCCCUGUUACAUCACGAACUGUAUUCCCAAUGCAUCAUCCCCUGAUUCACAGCACGGCUGGUAUCGGAAUCCUACCCCCGGGGCGACAUGGGUACGGUUCAGGUCCCGGACCAAAUAUUGGUGGUCCCGUUCCACCAAACAUCUUACACAAUGGUAAACACGACGGAGACGACGCUGAUUCACAUAACUCACAUCAUAACGAGGAAAAUCCAUUUAAGUUCAGUUCUCCAGAGGAAAUGGCCAAAAGACCACAAAUUGUACGAGAAACUGUGUCAAUGUUGUCAUCAUCGGUACCAUUUGAGAUAAGGUUCAAGAAAGAUCAUAAUGUUUUUGGACGCGUAUUUGCAUUCGAUGCCGUGUCAAAGAACGGGAUUGACUUUGAACUGAAGGUGUUCAUGGAAUAUCCGCUGGGCUCAGGGAACAUUUACAACAGUGCGUCAAGUGUGGCUAAACAAAUGCAUCAUGACAGUGGUAAAGAUGUUGGCAAAGGUCUUUCGUCCGGGUACAAAUAUCUAGAAUAUGAAAUGAAACAUGGACUUGGGGACUGGAAGAUACUCAGUGAACUUUUGUCAGAGACUGUAAGGUUUUUCAAGGAACCAGUCAAACAGGAUUUACUUCCAGCACCAUACGUUCAUCAAAAUAUACCGCCUUUGCCUUCACCGUCCACUUGCUUCCGGCAAGCGACACCCGGUGUACACCCGCGGGGACUAGUGGGGCAAAAUUCAGUAGAGGGUCAAGGAAAAAAACGGAAAACAUCGCCAGAGCCAGAUAGCGAUUUCGGGGAACAACGGAAACGUCAGCAAUGGAUACAAAAUCAAACGGAAGCUCUUAAGUUGACAAUCACUUCCGCUGGCUACGGGUCGGCCAGUUCUACGUCAGUAUCGCCUUUGAGUAACCAUACUCCUACACCGCCCGAUGGCGCCAAUGGUCCCGUCCAUACGGGACCAUCUCCAAUGGCGGCAUUAAUGAAUGUUACUGACAAUUUAGCUUCCGGCUCCGGUUCUCCGAUUCGUAGUGGAAACGAUGGAAACAGAUCCUCGCGACACAACAGUCAUUCCCCUACAAGUACACAACAGCAGACGUUACGUGGAGUGAGACCUACUUCGGGCCAAACGGGAGAGGGCACUUCAACAAUGCCCGAAUCAACAGUGCCCUCCGAAUCGCUCAAAUGUACCAUCUGUCACGAACGUCUAGAGGAUACCCACUUUGUGCAAUGUCCGUCAAUAGGGGAUCACAAAUUCUGCUUCCCUUGUUCCAGGGAUAGCAUCAAGCGACAGGGUGCAGGAGCGGAAGUGUACUGUCCAAGCGGUAAAAAGUGUCCUCUAGUUGGUUCGAACGUGCCAUGGGCUUUUAUGCAAGGAGAAAUAGCAACAAUUCUCGGUGAUGACUAUAAGGACAUGAAAAUCAAGAAAGAGCGCGAUACCUGAGCGGUUUUACCAAUAAAGUAUUCGGUUUUACUUUCCGUUUUAAAUUCCUUAUGGAGUCAAAUUGAUGAGCAGGGAUGUGAAGCAAUCAAAGUUUUUUUCAACUCGAAUACCAUAGCGAGUGGGAAAAAGUGUACUGAAAUAUUAAACUGUGCAGGUACGUUUGCCUGAAUGUCAAGGCAGCAUGAUACCAACAAGUGUGGACUCUGCCCCGAGCGAUCUGUCGGGCUGUUACGUAGAUAUUGUGUGAUGUUUUAUCCAUUUUGAAUUAAAGUUUAGGCGCGGCACGUUCGAGAAAAUGUUGAUCGUGAUUUGUGACCUAGGCUAGAAGUGUUAUCUGUGGGUUAUUUACGACUAAGGUCCUGGCCCCUGACAGUGUCUGAAUAACGGAAAAGUGACAAGUGUGUCACGGGAUAGCUCUUACGCGUGCCACAGUAACAAUAGACGUGAAAGGGAUUUAUUUAUGUUCCGACAAACAUUUCAUCUUGACCGUGUUGGCUUUAAAAAGUAUUUGACAUUUGUCUUAAAAAUCAAACGAUUGCAUUUAAAUGUCAUUUUGUCGUUUUUAUAUUGAAGAAAAAAAUGGUUUUCUCCAAUGUUGUAGGUAGAUUUUACCAUAUGUUAGAUAUACUAUGGUAUUUAGUUAUUUAAUGUAGUAUUUCGCAGUCCUGUUCAGUCUCAUUGUUGUUCACAUAACUGGGAUGUUGACGCUCCGGUUGUAUCCAUACCUUUUUACGUUUUGUAAAAGGUUCCAUUAAUUGUUUACAGUAGAUUGAAAUUUGAUAUAUUGGCUGAUUGGUAUCAUUAAGACCUUAUGGUGCCAUUAUUUUGUUGAAGUAUCGGUUUUUCUGUAUUUUUUCAUUGACUUCAAACUUGGUCUAUAUUUGAAAUAGCUCGACAUCACCCUACUGAAUGGUUAUUUUUUCACGAUGCUUUUGGUGUUUUUUUAGCGAGUUGACACUGGCGAUUUGUAGCAGUCCCGAUUGGUAGUUGCAUUGCAAGUUGUUUAAAUUUGAUACAAAGUUCACGUUUUGGUUUAGUGACGUGUCAUGAGUCUAGAUCUAAUAAUUGUUUUAAUUGUUUUGAAUCGUGUGAAAUUGAAAUGUGAUUAAUUUUUUUUCUGUUGAUAUAUCAGAUGGAGAUUUUUACUGCUUUAUCUAUCCAUGUGGAAACAUUACGUUGUUUGUACCAAAUGUUAAGAGUUAUCUGAAACAUUGGAAACUUUACAUCUACUGCGAAGACAUCCGUUUGCGUCACCUUAGUCAAAGAAUGGAAUAGUUUAAAGGAUAAGUUGUCGGAUUAAAGAGUAAGGAUUGUUUAUGAAUGGAAACCAGUGAGAAUUUAUUGCUUUGAAAUUGUCAUGUGUGCCGGUUAUACGCAAGACGAAUUGAACCAUAUCCUUUGUGAAAAUUUGGAACAAUUAGAAUUACAAAAGGGAAAAAUUUGUUUUGUAUCAAUUAAUUGAUUCAUAAUUAAGGAGAAGCUUGUUAUAAAAGUUCUUUUUACUAAGAUUUGGAAACUUCAAGAUGUAAACAUCUGAUAAUAUGUAACAACCCAGAUGUACAACAGUUAGAGUAUGGAGAAAACUUGUUCCCUUUUAAGCGUAAUAAGCAUGUUUAUUGGUUUGUGGAAUUACACCUAAAUAAUGCAGAUAAUUAGAUAAAAACCUAACAUUUGUGGCCCAGCUUCCAUUUCCUUAAGUAAUCUACCAACGUGAUUCUUUCUUGAAUUUAAAAUUGUUCUUUGUUUUAUUUCCCGAAAGGUAUUAAUCAAGAAAAUACUUGCUUUAUUUAGAAUUAACACGUUUUCCUUCUAACCAUUUGUUAUUGUUUACAACUCAAAAGAUCAUAUUAACACUUGUUAAUGUUCACGAAAUUAAAUCAAGCAUACUUUUCAGAACCGAAACCAGACAGGUUUGUUUAAAACCCUGAAAGCCAGCACUAAGAGUAGAAGACAUACCACAUGAUGGUGACGCGGUUUGGGUGAAAAUGUUAUCCUACCAACAUGUACUUGGUAUAUUUACUCUAAGGAUAAAUCAAUGUACAACUAGGUCAUGUCUAUGAACAUGUUCAGUGUAAUACACAUUCAAGAAACGACACGGAUACAUUUGUUCAGAGGUCAAGUUCGCCUAGUUAAGAGUUUUUUUCGGGGAUUGGCAAAGUUCCAUAAAAACGAUUUAUAAUAAUCGUGGUUUGGAGAUAAGCAUAGAACUAACAGAUGACAUUUUGUUGAGGAGAACAUGCCUGGACACCCCAUUGUGUCUAUUAGUUUUACUCGUUAAGCUAUUUUGUGUUCUUUGUGUUGGCUCAACCUAGUCAAUACAAAUACUAGUGUUGCGUUCUCAUUAUGAAAUGGUCUUAGACUUGCACAUGUCCCUUUAUUUUGGUCUUGUCCUAGUAAAGUACGAUAUUGGUUGUUUUAUAUAGACGAAUGAGUUGAAUUUCAGAGUGGAUAUAAUUUAAUUUCGACUAUGAAGUCCAUCUUCCCAUUUUGUGAUUGUAAUUGAUUAUAGACGCAAUAUCGUCUAUACAAUAUCAUUGAUGUAAGUUAUAAGGGACAUGUGUGAGUCUGGGGUUCUGUAAAUGGUCGUUGGCUGUUUGUGAUAUAUUUUGUCAGACCACACGACUGCUGUUACAUAAGCAUAUAUAUAUAUAUAUAUAAGUAUGUAUAUCGUGUAUUGAAUAUCCAUCUUCAUUGUAACAUGUCAGUGUAUGAUGCACGAGUAGGUAUCGUCCAUGAAUAUAUGAGAUUUACAGGAAAACGUGUGUCUGGCGAUAAGACUUUCCCCCCAUUGAUUCUGUUCUAAUAGAAUCUAUCAGUGUAGGUGCCUCGUUUUCUGUAUAGAUGUACUAUUAUACGUAACUAUACGGAGGCUGUGUAAGCCAGACUUGAUACACAUGGUCGAUACCAACCCGUACAUUGUACAUCAGACAUCAAACUUAAGUGCUAACACCUAGUACUAACUUUCAUUGUAUACGAUUUAACACGAAGCGUGGUCGUCAUAUAUUGUCAUUUUAUAUUAAAUUUGUUUACAAAAAUGUUUGUAUUGGGAAAAAACUGUUUAUUGUUAUGAGAAUACAACAUACUAAGCGAAACUAAA